This is a messenger RNA of Gymnodraco acuticeps, 1377 nucleotides long. RefSeq names its product craniofacial development protein 2-like. Lineage: Eukaryota; Metazoa; Chordata; Actinopteri; Perciformes; Bathydraconidae. The record is from RefSeq and is a predicted model, not a curated record. Gene Ontology annotation, molecular function: catalytic activity.
CAUACACAGUGUACCCGCGACUGUUACAAUGAAGAACAAAGUCAUCCCAAAUCCUAUACUUCCAGCGGCGGGAGUCUGUAGGAACAUCGCAGCGGAUGGUGGUGCUGGUCCUCCUUCCGGAGGACAACAUGACGAUAAGACCCUAAACCCGCAAGGAAGGGUCCUGUCCGAUCACAUCACCCUGUCCGAUGCACUCAUGCGUUGUCGGAGACCAUUUGUAAUGGGAACCUUCAAUACAGUGAGAGAAGAAGCUAGAUUGGUAGAAUUAGCACACUGUGCUGAGGAACGGGGAGUGGAGAUCCUGGGAAUCCAGGAACACAGAAGAGUGCACACUGAUGACCAGAUCGUGUAUCGCAGAGUGGAGGGAUGCACGUUCAUCACUGCAUCUGCGUGGCGAAACGAGGCCCAGGCUGAAACAGUAGGGCUAAUGCUGGGCCCUCGGGCGCGUAAGGCUCUCCGUCGGGUUUAUCAUCACACCGAUAGGAUCCUUAUUGCAGAGUUCUCAGGCAACCCAGUAACAACAGUCAUAGUUGUGUACUCACCCACCAACGUGGCACCAUCUGAGGAGGUGGAGAAGUUCUAUGAGGACCUUGCAAUAGCAGUCCGAGAUGUCCCAGCACACAACUUCCUGGCAAUCCUGGGUGACUUCAAUGCAAGGCUUGGACCAGAGGACGCACCCUACAAAUACCACGACUCUACCAACCGCAAUGGCGAAACCCUACCUCAUGGCCCUUCUCAUGAACAUGAGCUACUGGCAGUGAACACCAUGUUCCGGAAAAGAACAGGCAAGAGAUGGACCUUCCAAGAUCGAGCCACAGGCAUGCUACGUCAGUUGGACUACAUAUUUGUGAGGCAAAAGUGGAGGAACUCCAUCCUGAAUGCUGAACCGUACAGCACGUUCAGCUCUGAGGGCUCUGAUCACCGCGUGGUCUCCAUGAGGGUGCGACUGAGCCUCAGGGUCCCCAAGCCAAGCCCCAAGAUCCGGCAUGACUGGAAGGCAUUCAUAACGGACCCUGGCCUUCAAACCAGGUAUACGGAGGAGGUUAGGAAGCGCUUUCGGCAGCUGGAUAAGGGAGCGGAGCCCAGCAGCGAAUACAGGAGAUUCAUUGUUGCAAACGAGGAGGCGACCAGGCUAUGUGUGCCCGUGCUGGACAGAGCCAGAACCACCCUACGGUCCAGACAUCCGGAGGUCGUAGCAGCACGGGGUAGGGUGGAGGAAGCACGCCUCAACUUUGAGCGUGAACCAACCUUGGAGAGACGUGGGGUACUGAACGAAGCCAAACAGUUUCUCUUCAGUACCUACGACACCAUCAAAGGGGAGGAACUGAUGGGGAGUGUGCAAAGAGUGUAGGCAGCGCAAGGUGAAAGGCAAUAUGG